UCGUUUGAUUGUCCCGUAUGUCGUAACUCUGGAGAUCAGCAGAGUCCAAUUGUAACACUUUCCAACCUUCUGUGUUGACGUAGAGCGGCUUGUAUGCUGUAGGAGUCGUGUACCACAAAUGCUAUCCUCUCUUCGGCCUCUCACUCGAACGACUCGUUCACUUCUGGUUGUACAGCUUCGUUCUGUAAUGAAACAAACGAGACUGAGAGUUAUCGACAACAGUAUACCAACCACGACGUCAGCUCAAGACGCUCCAUACUGCAUCCACGUGUACGGAUCAAAGAAGGUGGCUCAGCUUGGUGACGUCAUAAAGAUGGCGUACAAGGGCAAGAUGUACAAGGCGGUUGUAGUGAGCGAUACGGGUUGCAGACAUGUACGAUUCGAUAACAAGAACAACGUGGUGGUCGUAGAUGACAACUUGUCGCCCGUGGGUACUAGAAUCACUGGACCGUUGCCUACAGAAUUGAGAGGAAAACCCGGACUUUCCAAGUUGUUAGCGAUAGCAAGUAGAUUUGUAUAGGGACAUUGAUCUUUAAAUUAAAAAAGUUAUGAUGCAUAUAAUAAAUGCAAUAAUUAAUUUGGUGUGUAGAAUGUAUGCCUUUGGCAUUAAAUGUGUAUUGUGUGGACACCUUGAUUUACCACUAGGGUUCCUACUAAAUGAUCAAAUUAGUAGCAAUCGAUAUCAAAGUGUCCAAUUUCUUUAUUACAAUUAGUUUACUGCGGAGACAUAUUUAUUACAUACUCAUUGACUUACAAGUAUCAAUGCGUAUGAUUAAUUAAGCAUAUGAUUAAUUAAUUAAGUAUAUGUUGCAAUGUAAUUUAUCUACAUCGGUUGUACAGUUGAA
This is a messenger RNA of Corticium candelabrum, 845 nucleotides long. RefSeq names its product large ribosomal subunit protein uL14m-like. The transcript has a single exon. Gene Ontology annotation, molecular function: structural constituent of ribosome. Gene Ontology annotation, cellular component: ribosome. The record is from RefSeq and is a predicted model, not a curated record. Bases 119 to 520 code for a protein of 133 amino acids. NCBI's taxonomy places the organism in Eukaryota, Metazoa, Porifera, Homoscleromorpha, Homosclerophorida, Plakinidae. Gene Ontology annotation, biological process: translation.